Molecule: messenger RNA, 267 nt
Organism: Rotaria sordida
Lineage: Eukaryota; Metazoa; Rotifera; Eurotatoria; Philodinida; Philodinidae
Source: the annotation of a GenBank genome assembly
AUGCUCUUCUCAGCAAAACAGAACAGCAAGUUUGCUGUUGGUGAUCAAUCGACCGUGGCUGAUUUUCUACUACAUGAAUAUACUGAUUAUUGUCUCUCCUUUGACGAUGAACAUACACUGCUUGAGCAAUAUCCCAAUGUUCAACGACUACUUCAACAAAUCCAAGAAUUGUCCGAAUUGAAAGAAUAUAUUGCAACAACACACGCUCAAGUACCGAUGAACAACAAGUCUGCCAAGUUUGGUGCAACUCUCAUCAAACAAAAGUGA